UGCACAUGUUACAGUUAUAGGUGCAAUCAACAUUUACUAUGACAUAGCCUACUAAUUUGUCUUCGUAAUUCACUCAUCUCUCAUCCUUAUCACUGACCGACAUAAUGACAACUUCAUCAAGUUUGCAGGAAGCCGUUGCUUACAAACUAAAACAUUACAUGAAUGUGAAAAGAAGAGAAGAUGGUUUCGAUCUGUCAUCACCAAAUUCUCCAGUGUCAGGAGGAUCUUACAAUGGUGGACAUAAAACGCAUUCAACAGUGAAUUAUGCCAAACUGCAAGACAGAAGCUUAAAACAUUAUUUCACUCCACAAAUGAUUCGAACUCAGAUUGCAAAUUUGGAAGCAAUGCCACCUGGUACAAAACGGGAGAAAGACGUGAAACAUAAUAUGCGGAGAACAAUGAGAAAAAGAACAACUUUUGAGGAUUUUGUUUUAACAAAUGCUGAUAUUAAAAACGAAGCUUAUGCUGCUCAACUUCGUGCAUUGAGAAGUAUGGAAAAAGAAACUGCUUCCAGGUUACAUCGAAAAGUUGAUCGAACGGUUACAUUUUCAAGAAGAACAACUUCACCUCAUGUGACCAAAUCUGAAGCAAAUAGAAUUAUUGGACAUGCUAGUCAGAUACUUGUUGCAACUGAAACUGUUGCGUUAGCUCAAGAGAUUUUGAAUGAGCAAUAUCAUCAUGAUUCAUCACGUCAUCAUAAACAACGUCCCAAGUCAGCUCCGACAUAUCUUCCUCAUGCACAUCGAAAUCAAGCAAUACGAGAUUCUGAUCAUUUGCACGGAAUACCAGAACGUCCUCAGACAAGCAGAGGAAGAUAUUCAUCAAGUUCAACUAACGAAAAAAGAAGAGUUAGAAGACCAAGAUAUGCAUGGGACGUUCAUGGCCGACGAGUUCCUGUAGUUUAUCACAAACAACAGAAUAGAAGAUUUUCAGAUGAUUCAUCAACCACUGUUUCAACUUCAUCUUCUCUUGAUAUCCGCAACUAUUCUGGAAGGAAGUCUGAAUUUCCAAGACCUGGAAGACCAAUGUCAGCCAAAGGACCAAGAACACUUCCACAAUAUUAUACGAAAAGAGAUUCUAGAAGCAGACCUCUGUCAGCUGAUGUUAUUUAUGUUCCAUAUGGAUAUCAGGAGCCAUCACCACCACCGAAACGUCCAUCUCAUCUGGAUUAUGGAUUUGCAAUUGAUAUUGCGACACAAACUACUGAAUAUGUCGGUUCACAAACGGAUACAAAGAGAAGCAAAGUGAAGUCAAAGCCUGAUAUUCGCAAAUACAACAUUCAAAUAUGGACGGGAGAUAAAUCAGGUGCUGGAACAAGAGCUGAUGUUUAUGUUGUAUUAGAUGGCCAAAACAGAAAAACUGAAGAAAUAUUUCUAACUGAAAAUGUUGCUGGAACAAGACCAUUCAAAAGGGGACAGGUCGAUGAGUUCAAUAUUGAAGCAGAUGAUGUAGGAUCAUUAAAGCAUAUAGGAAUUGGUCAUGAUCAAAAUGAGAGAGAUUUCAGUUGGUUUGUUGACAAAGUUGAAGUUAGAUCAGAAAAUGAAACCUGGGAAUUUCCAUGCAGAAGAUGGUUUUCUGGAAAAUCCAAAGAUAAAAAGACUUUCAGAUUUUUGAAAUUGAAAAAAGAGAAAGUUGCCAGAUCUCUAACUCCAGAUUCUGCUGGUAGUAGGAAAUCUUCUACGCGAUCACAUUCUUCAGCAUCAAGUCAUGAUACUUCUGAUCAUCGAGAUAUAAGGAAGAAAAAGUUGAAAUCGAGCUCUGCUUCUAGUUCUUCUCAUUCUACUAAUACUUCUUUAAGAUCCUCUCAUGGUACAAGAGAUAAAAAUAAACGGAGACACAGGCAUAGACGUAGAAGUAGGGAUGCUAGUCAUACUAGUGACUCUAGCGAUAGUGGAAGCGAAUCCGAUGAUGAAAGAAGCAAUUCGAAAAUGGUUAUUCGAAAGAAAAUAAAAACCAAAACAACCAAAAUGAAGACAACUGAAACUAGCAAAAACAAAGCUGUGGAUGAUGGAAAAUGGGCAAAAAAGAGAAGUUCAUCAUCUAGUGAUGAAAAAUCUGAAAGUACUAUUGAAUACAGUAGUGAUAGUAGCAAGCCUGUGGAUGAUGAAGGAAAACUUAAGAAAAAAAUUGAGCAAAGUCCUGUUGAAGAAAGUGUCGACUCUUCAACUUCAUCGGAUUCUGAUUCAACAAUAUCUGAAGUUUCCAUCGAAGAGGUUCCGAAACCAAUUCCAAAAUUGGAAAGAAGUGAGAGUCCGCGCAUCAAAACUGAAUCAAAAAAGAAUUCGUCAUCAGAAUCAUCAUCCAGUGGCGAAUCAGUAUCAGAGAAAGAAGAUAUACCUGUCGCAGAAUCGACGAGAAAAAAUUUCACAAUGGAUUUACGGCUAAGUAGUAGUAGUACCUCGAUCGAUUCGGUCGAGGAGAAGAAAAUUGACAUUCCCGAUCCACAAACAGCUAAAGUUUCUCAUGAUUUAGAUGACGUGUUAAAAUCUUCAUCGAGUUCGUCAUCUUCGUUCUCUGAAGGUGAUAGAGCGAAUCCUGCGAAAAAUCAAAGAAAGGCUUCACUUUUUGAAUUGAAUAAAGGAAGUGAGAGCGAAUCGUCAUCAAGCAGUGAUGAUGAAGAGAUCAGAAAAAAAAUUAAUGAUGAUAUUGGGAACGAAAAAUCAAAUGAAAUUGUGCAACCUUUAACUCUGGCAGUUGCUAAACCAGAAGUAAUUGCUUCAUAUGAAGUUCAAGGUGUGGGAAAUGAAAGCACCUUUCAAACCAAAUCAAUUUCUGAGCACGAUGAAUCGUCAUCAAGCAGUGAGUCUGAAAGUUCAGAAGAUGAACACACAAUCAAGAAAAAAACAGUUGAUGAAGAAUUAUCCAACACUAAUAAUGCUGCUGAGGAUUUGUUAUUGUCUGCUGGUGGUACAGAAAUAGGGACGAAUUUGGAAGAGAAUCUUCAUGCUAAUGAUCCUAUAAUCUACUCCGCACCUACAACUACAGUAGAAGCAUCAGUUCAUCAAACUGAAGAAGCACAAAUACCAUUGAAAAAAACCAGUGAUAAAAUGUAUGAAAACGUUGAUUCCAAAUCUGAAUCAUCGUCAUCAUCAAGUAGUAGCAGCAGUUCUGAUUCAGAUGAAGACAUUCUAGCCGAUCAGCCCACACCAGAAAUAGCAAAGAGAAAAUUGUCAUUGGCAUCAGUUGAAUUUGAACAUCCAACACGUGUCAGUGUGGCUGCUCCUAUGAAUCCAGAGUAUCUUAUCACUGCUACGGCUGGAAUAUCUGAAACACCUGAGAACGAAGUUGCAGAAGUACAUCAGGCCCAAAAAGUUGAAGUCAUGCCAAUUGUGUCUGAAGAAAACCAACAAAGUAAAGAUUCUUCUGAUGAACUGUCAUCUUCUUCAUCUGGUGGUUCUCAUAAAGAAUUGUCUUCGUCUUCAUCAAGUGAAGAUGAGGAUGAGAAUACCGAAAGAAGAGAAACAGAACGAACUGAAACUCCAUUACUGAGUAAUAUUUUGGCUGCAUCAACUGUAGACCAACAACCAAUUUCUCAAUCUGAAUCUAUAACUAAAGAAACAACAACUAAGAUUGAACAAGAUGGUGAUAUUUUGAAAGUUCAUAUUGAGGAAACGGUUAUCCCUCCAGAGCCUUCAUACUCAGUUGAGGAAACAGCGCCUGUGAUAGUUGCGGAAGAAAAACAAUUGGAAACGAAGGAGAAAAGCAGUUCUAGUAGUUCAUCAUCAUCUUCUUCAUCUUCAUCUGAAGAAGAGGAAACUGCGGAAGAAAUUUUGUUGAGAGGAAAAGAUAUUCAUCAGUCUGUACUUGAUGAUGAUUUUGACAGAGUGCGAGAAUUGGUCGAACGAAUUCCACAUUUGAAAGAUACUCUUGAUGAAAAAGAUUGGACUCCUCUACACGUCGCUGCUGCUAAUGGAAGAUUGAGAAUAAUCAAGUACCUUGCGGCGAGACGCGUCAACUUGAACUCAGAAACAAUGACAGGAUAUACUGCUAUGCAUCUUGCUGCUAUGAAUGGACAUGUUAAUUGCAUGAUGAUAUUAAAAUCCAUGGGAGUUUCAGUGGAAUCCAGAAAUGUGGAAGGACAAACACCAUUGCAUUUGGCAUCUAUGAGUGGACAGUUAGAUGUUGUGAAAUGGUUGAUUAACAAUAGAGUAGAAUAUAGAGCGAAAGAUAAUAAUGGAAGAUCUGUAGCUGACUUGGCAAAACAAAAUCACCACAAGAACGUGUUGGACUUCAUCAAGGCUUAUGAAGUAAAAAUGGGAAAGAUAAAUAGCAAAUCUUCAUCUAGUUCUUCCUCAUCAUCGUCAUCAAGCAGUUCUUCGGAAUCAGAAGAUGAAAUUGACCCGCUUCGUUCUGAAUCUCACGCUUCAAUUGUAAAAAAGAGAGAAGAGGAAGAAGUGGAACAGAAAAGGAAAAUGUACCAGGAACAACAGAAUAAAAUGUUGAGAAGAAAAACUAGUUUUUUGGAAGAAAUUCGGAUGGAAACUGAACAGGAAUUAGCUGGAAACUUUGAUUAAUUUAUCUGUAUUCGUUUAAAAUAUGGGUGCUCCUGAAGUAUGUGCACCAAGAUGGAGCACAACCCCAACCUACCAGGUUAGGUAGGUUAUGGUUAUCAGGUUGUGCGCCAUCUUGGUGCACAUACUUUGGAAGCACCAAAAUAUGUAGUACUUUAUGUGAAGAAGAUUCUACUAUUACACUUUUUAAAGCUAAGGGGCAAAAAGAAAAUUUAAUUCAGCUCUUCAUUCUGAGCUAUUAUGAAAUACAAAUCAAACUUUGGGUAAAUUAAGUUCACAAUUGUGUGUCUCUCUACUACUCCGAAUGCAAAAAAAUGUGGACCCCAUUAUAUUAUAAACAACUUCAACUAUAAAACUUUUAUAUUAGCGAAUAUUAGCUUUUUCCAGUUGAAAAUUCGGACUCUCACUCCCGACUUUCGGAUGUCUGAAAUUCGGGCGGUGGGGUACUCAUUUUUGGUACUCCCGAAGUAUGUGCACCAAGAUGGCACACAACCUGAACCCUAACCUGGUACACAUACUAUGUUCAGGAUGUGCGCCAUCUUGGUGCCUAUAUUUUUUGGGCUCCAAUUUUUUUAAUAUGUAUUGAGAUCAACCUCAUUUUUAACCAAAAUGAAAAUAUCCAAACCAGAUUUCCAAAGCAUGAUUUCAAUACUACCAAAACACAUCUACGCUUCUUCAGUCCUGGUUUUAAAGGAAUUAGUCGCCCAUUGAGGUAGAGGAUGGGCUAUUAAUAGUAUAUGGCAUUGAAGCAUGUUUAUACAUAACUCAUACUUGUUGGUAGAUAUAAUUUCUAACAAUAAUAAGGUAUUUUAAAUGUGCCAUAUAUCUGGAUCAAUGUUUUUUUCCUCGCAUUGUUAUAUCAAAAUAUACAUGAAGGUAUUAUUCACAUAGAGCAUUUGAAAGAAUUUCUAAAAUGACUUGCAAUUGAGAUUUUUUGUUUUUAUCCAAUAAUUUAAUCAUUCUUACUUCUUGUCUCAAAUUUAUUUUGUAUCAUGCAUGUACAAGCAAGAUACAGAAUUAAAAUUUGAGCGCAUGUGAUUUUGCUUAGAUGCAGUUAUAUUCUUUAAUCAUAGAAAUUUAAUUUUUUAUAUAUAUGUCCUGAUUACUUUUAUGUAAAACUUAGCAUUCUAUAUGUAAUGUAACUUUAACUAUAUAAACUAAAUAUUUGUAGCACUCGGCCAAUCAAAAACCACCACUAAUAAUAUAGUGUCUGAGGCAAAUAAAAACUUUGUUUCAUUUUAAACAAAAUAGUUUCCAUAGAUCAUUUGGCUAAAAUAAUAUUCUUGCUGGUAUUAAAAAUCAAAUUCUUUCAUUUACACAUGAUUAUAUAUUUAUUUUACAUUACGGAUGUGCUCUGAUAAUCUGAACGCUAAUAUUCAUAUGUAAAGGUGUGACAAUUUCUUUCAAAAACAUUGAGUGGCAUAAUAACAUGCGAUAGAUGUUCCAUCAAUGAGAUAUAGAAAUAUUGCUUUUUUACAUAUUGAAGCUUUCAUUGUGGCAUUUCAUCAAUUUUGCAACCACCAAAUAUUUUCUAAUCAAUGAAUUAUGAAUUUUAUUGUUUGCUAUUAAUCCCAUAUUUAAAUAAGCUAGUAUGUCCAACUUCAAUUGCUUUAAUGUUAUCUAAUUUUCCACUGUGUAGCUGAUGCAUUUCAUGAUUGCAAUAGUUGUAUUUUGUAUAGUAAGAUAAUUUUAUUGCAUUUCUCAUUCUCGCACUUUACACUGUAAAUUUAUUAGGCACAGAGUGGCAAAAUGUAAUGCUCUGCACUGAAAAUGAUUGGAUAUUAAUAAGGAAUUUUGUUUCGAAUUAUACUUUAGAAUUGGAAUCCGGAAUUUCUACCCAUUUUGGCAUAUUCCAUAAUAAGCCGAGUUCUAAACAUGUUCGUAUUAAAUAUGGGAUGGUAUGGAUGCGAGAAUUUUAUUGUUGUGUUUAGUCAGCAACCUUCUACUUUACCCAGCAUGGACGUAAUGGCCAUAAAAGUGGGUUCUCGAUCAUUGUCUCCAGGAGCGAAGUGAUGAAUAUUCGAUUACUCUAGCCAGGUCCAAACAAGUAAAGUCAUUAAUUUUAGGAAUUUGUUCCAAAUUAUCAUUAGCCCGAUAUACAACAGAUAUAUUACACUUUAAAUCUCCUACCUUAAAAAUCCACUACCUAUUUACUAAGCUAUGGUUAUAGCCACAAGAGAACAGGUAAUCAAUCCCUUUCAACAGUUUCAGUUAUAGCUAGUGCUAGUUCAGUCAUAGCUAGUGUCUGAAUUUAUAUUUCCCUCAUUAUCCAUCACCACCGUUUAUCUUCGUUCAACACCUUUAUUGCUAAUUUCGUGCUUAUGAAAAUGCUUUUUUCACACCUAUAUAGGUUACAAUUUUCACGUCAACAAUGCAAGCUUUUUGUAAAUUUGUGUAUACAUCGUCAGUCUCUACUUUGGAUGUUAUCACUUUUCCUUUAAUUGGAUAAUAAAUCUAUUGUGAUUUUUGUAGCAAUAA
Messenger RNA from Styela clava, 6989 nucleotides. RefSeq lists its product as uncharacterized. Gene Ontology annotation, molecular function: protein binding. Lineage: Eukaryota; Metazoa; Chordata; Ascidiacea; Stolidobranchia; Styelidae. The record is from RefSeq and is a predicted model, not a curated record.